Molecule: messenger RNA, 3407 nt
Organism: Pteropus alecto (black flying fox)
Lineage: Eukaryota; Metazoa; Chordata; Mammalia; Chiroptera; Pteropodidae
Gene: GSDME
Product: gasdermin E
Exons: 9
Coding region: 40-1578 (512 amino acids)
Biological process (GO): programmed cell death
Cellular component (GO): cytoplasm
Source: RefSeq, a predicted model, not a curated record
ACAUUAUUAUUUUUUUUCAGGUAAUUCGGAGCUCUCAAAAUGUUUGCCAAAGCAACAAAGAAUUUUCUUAGAGAAGUUGAUUCUGGAGGUGAUCUGAUUGCAGUAUCGAACUUGAAUGACUCUGAUAAGUUACAACUUCUAAGCCUAGUGACCAAAAAAAAGAGAUUCUGGUGCUGGCAGAGACCAAAGUAUAACUUUUUAUCUGUCACCCUUGGAGAUGUGCUCAUAGAAGACCAAUUUCUGAGUCCAGUGGUCGUGGAGUCGGACUUUGUGAAAUACGAGGGAAAGUUUAAAAACCACGUGAGUGGAACCAUCGAGACGACACUGGGGAAGGUCAAGUUGAAUAUUGGAGGCAAAGGCCUUAUGGAGAGUCAGUCUUCAUUUGGAACCCUGAGGAAACAGGAAGUGGACUUGCAGCAGCUCCUCAGGGAUGCCGUGGAGAGAACGAUAAAUCUGAAAAACCCUGUGCUGCAGCAGGUGCUGGAGAGGAAGAAUGAGGUCCUGUGUGUCCUGAUACAGAAGAUAGCGACAACGCAGAAGUGCGUGAUCUCUGAGCGCAUCCAGGUUGAGGAGAAGUGCGGUGGCAUCGUGGGGAUCCAAACCAAGACGGUGCAGGUGCAGGCCUCCCGGGGCGGAGGUGCAGGCCUCUCGGGGCCAGAGGUGUCUGCUGCGGAGGAUAGGGCUGUCACCAAGGACACCAACGUGGUGUUGGAGAUCCCAGCUUCCACCACCAUUGCCUACAGUGUCAUCGAGUUGUAUGUGAAAGUGAAUGGCCAGUUCGAAUUCUGCCUCCUACAAGGAAAGCAUGGUGGCUUUGAGCAAGAGAGAAGAAGCAACUCUGUCUCCCCGAGCUCCCUGCCCUUUCAAGAGUUUGCGUUUAGCGACAUGCCAGAUGCCUGGCAGGGGCCGCCUGCCUCGGAUAAGCCACUGAGUGUUUUAAAAGAAGUGACUCUGCCCUUGGAGAAGAGUUUCCGUCCCUUCGCAGAGCUGCCCGAGCAGCAGCAGACGGCCUUGAGCGGCAUCCUGCAGGCGGUCCUGUUUGAUGACGAGUUACUCCUGGCCUUGGAGCAAGUGUGUGACGAUGUGUUCAGCGAUCUGUCACCCCCACGGGUGAUACCUGGAGAGCUGAAGCCCUCACAGCAGCAGGACCUCAUGGCCUUCCUGCACCUGGUGGGGUACAGCAUGCAGAGUGGGUGUCCGGGCCCGGAGGAUGCUGUCAGCAACCAGAAGCUCUUCUCUACGGCCUACUUCUUGGUCAGUGCACUAGCAGAAAUGCCAGAUAAUGCAGCAGCUCUUCUGGGCACGUGCUGUAAACUCCAGAUUAUUCCUACGCUGUGUCACCUGCUCCACGUGCUGUCUGCUGAUGGAGAAUCUGAUCUUGAAGACGCAGCCCUGGCUCCUCUGAGAGAUACAGAGAGGUUUGAGAUUGUGCAGCGCCUGCUUGCUGCAGCUGACAUUAACCUGGAGCGACAGCAGUCGUCCGUGAAAGCUGUCACCUGCCAAGUUCCUAACGUUUCCCCGCUCGUUCUUUAUAUAAGCCUGAAUGGACUCUGGGCUUUAGGCAGAAUGCAUCAGUAACGUCACACGUGAAUCAUGAGGACAUGUUCUCGGCCAAGGCUGGGUAACUUUCAGGAUCGUUGAGAUACUACUUUGGGGCCUAGGUCAGAUCUAUGUUGAAAGAUGCUCAAGGAAAUGAAUUUACAAGAGUCUAUGGAGUGGUAACUUUUUACGCUAGGAAUCGCCUUGAGUUUAGCCACCAGGUACUCUGUUUCUGUUUCAUACGAGGCCCUCCUGUGCUGGUCACCCCAUGUGCAAGUUCAACUCCAGCACCCGAAGGCCUGGGGAAGGGAUGAGAAUUCUAAGCCAGAGUACAUUCAGACCUUUUUUUUCUGGAGCGGCACUGAAAAAAAUGGGUCCAUCUAUCACUUACAUUUCCCUCUUUCUUCCUGUUGUACCAAAACAAAUGGGUCUGCCACUUUGAUCCAAAAAUUCACUUUAAAUUGUGAACGUUGUGGAAGGGCAAUUUCUCUUCAUAGAAGGCUACGUUUUGGACGUGCUAUAUGCCUUGCAGUGACUGAAAAAUGAACUGUAAGUGCCACUAGAGCACAUAUAUUCUUCUGCUAAACAAAAUUAUACUAGAAAAAUCUAAUAGCAGGGCACCUUUCCUUAAGGGUCUAGCUAUAUGCAUUUUAUUUGGCUUUGAUGAACAUAAUAAUUCUCUGUCAAGAACAAUGUGCUAGUAUCCCAUACAAUCUUGAUGUUUAAUUUGUAAAAUACUACAUCCCGUAUCCAAGGAAACUCUGAACUGUGUGUAUGUCGCUUUUUAUUGUUUCCAUAUCCUUCUAUAAAUAGCCUGGACUGUCCCCUUGCUACUGGGGACCUGAAGCCAGCACCCUGCUUUCUGCCUUAGCAGAAAGUAGCUAUCCCUCCUGCUAGAACCUGUCUGUCUUCAGGAGCAUGGGGGUGAGGAGCCGCAGUUGUUGGGGAGAAACAUUUCACUCGGUAUUUUUUUUUUACCUCAAUAUCAUCUACUUAUUCCUUUCCUGCCCUUAAGAUUCGAAUUAACAUUAAUGGGGAAGAAAUGGAGCAAAUAACCAUUUCAUCACCUCUAGUAAAAAUGAGACUAAACCUUAUGCAAAUACUUAUGAGACGUGAGGGGAAAAAAGGAGUAUAACGUGGUGGCAACAACAUAAAAAAUAAGCACCUUAUAUGCAAAUUGGAAAGGAAUAUGCAAAAGCGGAAGCACUCGUGCUAAAAUGGGGGCACUGUCCAUGCGUUUUUGUCUGGUGUUCUGAAAUAAGUUUAGAGAACAAACCAAAGACCGAACAUGUAAUAUGAAUCUACUUGUGUAAAAAAUAGAUACACAUGUAUCACAACACAUGGGAAGAAUUUACUAGAAACCCAACAGCGGCUCCUUUGGGGAGAGGAUUUAGAGGCUGGGGCAAAAGAUGGGGAAGGUGGGUGGGGUUCACCCUCUAUUCCUGUUAGAAUUUCAUAUGUAUUAUCCUCUAAAUUAAAACAAAAACAAAAACAAAAAACUGAACCAAAACACCAAAAAAUAGAGACAAACUUCAGACAGAAAGACAAGAUGCCAUCCCAGCAAGUGCCCAAAGUUUGGGUUACAUCAAACAGGCAACUAAGGCAUUUUGACUGUUUCCACAAAUGCCCUAACACUGGCCAGUUACCCUGUUAGACUGUGCUUUAAAAAUUAGCUACUGGAAAGGAUGUAGCCUUAUGCUGCUACAGGUGUUCCCAGCCCCCCAGUGAUUGCUGGGCUUCUGAGCAGACCUCCACUGGGGUGUGGUGGUUGACGUAGUGCUGGGCAUGCUUGAACGAGGGUGACACUGAGCCUCCAAAAGUUUCUUCUAACUGCUAUCUUCAUCAUUAAAUAUUAUUAUUAAUUUUAA